GCUGAAUAUCGAAGACAUCCUCAGAGUGGUGGGUGAGGGCGAGGUCCAGCAGUGACAUCUGUGUGGAAAUAAGAAAAUAUUGACAACCAGAUAUGAGAGCGGGAGCACAUAACACAUGUACAAUAAAUUUAAACUUCCGAAUAGUCACGCGUAACUUUUAAAGAGUAUGUUACGUUAUUAUCCAUGAUAUAAUUCUGGACCGUAUGUAACAAAUGGAGUUUUAUGCAGUGUUCAUAUGUGUAUUAAUCAUAAAUUCUGCUUCGGCAGCUUACGAAGAUGCUCGGUGUAAAUGUGUCUGUUUACUCCCAAGCUCCUAUAUGAAUAAUACUAAAUCAUCAAAGAAGAUAUAUGUGAAAGCGAUUCCUUCUGAGAAAUGUACCUGUGAAUAUAUGUUACAAAACGAUAAAGACCUUUGUCGUUAUUGUGAAUGCAAAUUUCAGGUUAGAAAUACUGCUACCAUAAAAGUUGUUGUUUGCCUUAUUCUAACAGUCAUUACAGCCUUGGUUUUAUAUAUGCUAUUUCUCUUACUACUUGAACCAUUACUAUCUACAAGACAUUUAUCACAUAAAACAAUAAUUGAUAUGGGAAUAUGUUCAGAACCACAACAGCCAAAUAACUUUACUAUUAAUCAACACAAUAAUAAUGACAAGAUAAAUGAUGCAAGAUCAACUAAUUCAUGGGUUAAUAUAAACAUUCCCGUUAGUAGUAGUGGUCAUGGUGAUUCAGCUGUAUAUUCUAAAGCGAUUGAUAAAGCAGUUAUUUGGGAUAAAACUAAGUUGACUCCUAAACAAUUUAUGGAUUCCAAUUUGAGAAUAAUCACUCCUUCAAAUCGCUGGCGAUUGCGUAAUCGCUCUGGGCUAAUUUCAAAUGAUCAAGUUGAAGAUCCUAAUGGAUUAAAUCUUACCACAAUACCUUCUACAUCUGUUGGAGUAUCUAGUGUUGUAAAUCGUGUUCGAGAUCAACAACAGCGUUGGAAAGGAAAUGUUGAAGCACAACGUACUCGUGUCUUCAGCGAACGUAGUUUACUAAAUUAACAUGUAGUAUAACAAUUUAUUUAAAUCUUUUUUCAUCAGUGAUUUCUUUACUGACAAUAUAACAUUAAUUAGGAGUCCUGGGUAACUGGUCUGAAACCUAUAUGACUGUUGAUUUUCUCCUAUAUUGUUCAUUAAAAAAUAAAUAAUGGACUAGCUUUAGAAAGCUAAAAUAUAAUUUCUAAAUCUCAUUGGAAUACUGAACUGUGUAUAUAUACAAUAAUUUUUUGGUCAACGUUAUUUAUUUGCUUAAUUGAAACUUUUUAAUCUCAUAUACUUAACUAUUUGUUGCAUAAUCAAACUAACAACUUUUGUUCAUGAUUCGUGGACUUGACUGUAAUUCAUUAAUAUUCAUUAUUCAGUUUUAUCUUACUUUUUCAUUCAAUUGCAGUCACAAGAUGUAAAAUGCAAUUAUUUGUCACGUUAAGAUCCGGUAUUUCACAGUGCUUUGUAAAUAAAUCAAAUGAAUACAUUCUAUCUUAAGAAAUAUAUAAAUCUGUCUAGUGGUCAUAUUAAUUCGUGAUUACUGACUACCCUUAAGAACAAUACUGGGGACAAAAGCAUCGCAGAAUGUGUCAAAAUCAUAUUAUAAGUAUAAAUGGCUGAUGAUGUGUCAUACGUCUCCCGCCUAGAGGUUACGCUUACAUGAUUAUAAUGGGUGAAUACUGCUUAUGGAUUUGGUAACUGAGCACUGAAUGACUUUCAAGCCAAACAAAACUUGAAACCAAGUGUACACCAUUCUCAGCGUGCAUUCAAACAUUGAACCACUUAUAGAAAAAGUAAAUUAUUACAAUCUAGGUAAAUAUAAUAGUCAAGUCACACACAAAUCUAUUAACAGAAACUCUGAUAAGAUGCCUGAAUACGACGACCAACUUCCCGAUUUUCCACAUAAGCAAUUAGAAGAAGAAGAGAGCCCAUUUCACAGAUUUUCUGAACUGCUUAAUUCUGGAUCUGUCCUACCAUUGUGGUUGGUGAACCCAAUGUACUAUGUAUUUGAAGUGUUCGCAAGGACUGUAUCAUAUUACAUAAACUAAAUUCGAACGGAUGAAAAUAUGUUGAAUGAUAUCAAUAUGAUACACGUUGACCAAUUCAAAUAAAAUAUCAUUUUUGAAUUUAUCACCAUCAUAGUUAUUUUUUUUCUCCCAAAG
Messenger RNA from Schistosoma haematobium, 2179 nucleotides. Its product is annotated as Transmembrane protein 9B. The record is from RefSeq and is a predicted model, not a curated record. Gene Ontology annotation, cellular component: lysosomal membrane. NCBI's taxonomy places the organism in Eukaryota, Metazoa, Platyhelminthes, Trematoda, Strigeidida, Schistosomatidae. The coding region runs from base 213 to 1034 and encodes 273 amino acids. The transcript is spliced from 19 exons.